Messenger RNA from Sardina pilchardus (European sardine), 1259 nucleotides. It is a transcript of the gene il17d, whose product is annotated as interleukin 17d. The record is from RefSeq and is a predicted model, not a curated record. Gene Ontology annotation, cellular component: extracellular region. NCBI's taxonomy places the organism in Eukaryota, Metazoa, Chordata, Actinopteri, Clupeiformes, Clupeidae. The transcript is spliced from 2 exons. Gene Ontology annotation, molecular function: cytokine activity. Gene Ontology annotation, biological process: inflammatory response. Bases 96 to 737 code for a protein of 213 amino acids.
UUUCCCCCCUCUGUUUUGGAGAACUUUCCGACUUUGCUGUCCUCCCAAGUAGGCUAUCUAGAAUUUACCUGUGAAUCUUUUGCACUGUGAGAAGGAUGUUGAAGCGGACUUGCGUCCUACUGGUGGCUGUAAUGUUACUGUGGGGCGACUAUUGCUGGGGAUCAAAAGUUAAAGUGUCAAGAAAGAUGACACGGCAACGGCCAUGCUUGGAUAUUCCAGAGGAAAUUCUUGAACAGAUGUUUGGGAGACUUUCGGUGGGGGUCUUUAGCGCCUUUCAUCACACACUGCAGCUUGCAUCGGCUGAGCGACUGAAUAUGACAUGUCCCUCUGGUCGUCGCUUGACAGAGGACAGAAAGUCGCGCAUUCCUGUGAAUCUCCUCAGUAUUUCUCCGUGGGCUUACAGGGUCUCCCACGACCCGGCGAGGUACCCACGCUACAUCCCGGAGGCUUACUGCUUGUGUAAAGGAUGCUUGAACGGUCCUUACGGCCAGGAGAGCGAGCGCUAUCGCAGCACUCCGGUCUACAUGCCGUCGGUGAUCCUGCGUCGCACGGGCAUGUGUAUGGGUGGCCGUCACUCUUACACGGAGACCUACAUCUCGGUUCCGGUUGGUUGCACGUGCGUACCGUUGCUGGAAAAAGAUAGGCAAGCACCGAGGACCAACCAAAGUCUGGACAGCACCAAAGUCAAGCCAGGCCAGAAGACGUUCCAUACCAAGCCCAUUCGGAAGAACAACUAGAAAAUGUAUGGAGACCCUAUGCCCGUGCCACGUUAUGACCAUACAAAUUUUAUACUGAAAUGUGAGAAUCCCAGCAACCAUAGCGGGCUUUUGGGUCUGUCCAGUGGUGAUACACAGUGACACCUGUUGAUCAAAAAGUCUCAUGUCAGCUCUUCCUUACUAGAAAGUAAGUUCCUGUGAAGCAGGCGCAAAUUAAUAUUCUGAAUGAAAGGUAUCCACAGCUGAGGGCCAGUUCUCAGUAAUGGGAUGAACCUGGCUGACUAUGACAUGCACCACUGUUGGUGCAAGCCAAUAAAAGGAAAUAGUCUAGGAAUUAAACUAACUGCAAUCUGAGAUGUGAUGGAAGUUCAUGGUGCCAGUGUUUGGAGAUUAUUGAAGACAAAAACAUUACGGGUAAAAGUGGUAAUAUAUCAGAAGUAAAACUUCUUUCACAGACUGUGGCUUAAUGUAUUCCUUAUACAAUUUAAAAUCCACAUUGUUUCCAUUUUUAUUUAUCCUAUUUGUACAUGAGUGACCCAUGUU